Messenger RNA from Suillus subaureus, 668 nucleotides. RefSeq lists its product as uncharacterized. The record is from RefSeq and is a predicted model, not a curated record. The transcript has 2 exons. The coding region runs from base 15 to 266 and encodes 83 amino acids. Lineage: Eukaryota; Fungi; Basidiomycota; Agaricomycetes; Boletales; Suillaceae.
UUAUCUAUGAGACGAUGGAACUCAUUGGCCCAUUGCCAGAGCGGUGGAAACCGUACUGGAAUUCGAAGUGUUUCGAAGACUCUGACGGCAACUUCACGAUCGAUCCUGACGCAAUAUGGAAGGAAAGAUGUCCUCCUAAGAACGAUGACGAUGCGACUGGCAGUGUGGUCACUGUGGUGGGCUUGCUGCGUGACAUGUUGUGCUGGGAGCCAAUGGCCCGUCCUACAGCGGCUGAUUUGCUUCAACAUCCUUGGUUCGCGACCUAACCAUCGAGCUGGGCUUACUUCCGCGGAACUUGUAUCUCCAGUCAUCAACAGUCGUUGAGACAUUACCGCUCGGCUCGUCGAUACAAAACCAGCAACGAUAUGUUCUCUUGUCUAAUUUUUGUCGCUACGUCCAUACGGUGGAAACGUCAGUGUUUUGUGCUUGUCAAAAACACCCAGUUUUAAAAGUCAUCUUUGCUGGAAUCUUGAUUCAUGUGAAACGUUGGCAGUUCGGUGAGUGAAGUUUGCAGCCCCUGAUUUGCGGCUUUGAGAGGUGGCGAAAAAAUAAUUUUGUUGAGUGUCCGGUACAGGAAGAAGUGUUUGUUGUAGUCGGAAUAAGUGGGGGUGACUACGAUGUUGUUUUUCAUGCCAAUACGAAUUUUGUUGUAUUAUUAUAUUUGUUCA